AUGAGCGGCCUCGGCGCUUACGAUACGGAGACUCUGCUCCAGGAGGUCAGGCGCCGCUACAACUGCCUGAGCAAGCCGGAAGGUAACUUCAUCUUCAUGGGAGCUCCAGGCUCUGGCAAGGGCACUCAAUCUUUGGCUCUCCGUGACUCCCACUGCUACUGCCACCUGUCGACCGGCGACAUCUUGCGUGCCGCUGUCAGCAGCGGCGACCCCGUGGGUCUCCAGGCCAAGGAAUUCAUGAAUAAGGGCAUGCUGGUUCCCGACGAGAUCGUGAUAAAGCUGAUUGAAGGCAAGAUAAAUUCGUUUGAGUGCCGUCGCGGUUUUAUUUUGGACGGAUUCCCGCGCACUGAGGGUCAGGCCGAAGGUCUGAGGUCGAUGUUGUCGACGAUCGGCAAGAAGCUGAACUCUGUGCUGCUGUUGGAAUGCCCUGACGACGAGAUCGAGAGGCGCAUUAGCGGCCGUCUCGUUCAUCUGCCGUCUGGCCGCGUGUACCACAAGACGAACAAGCCCCCGAAGGUGCCCAUGCUCGACGACAUCACCAACGAACCGCUGACCCAGCGCAAGGACGACACCCCCGAAAUCAUUCGCACCCGACUGGAAGCCUACUACAAGCAGACUUCGCCUCUGAUCAGCUACUACGACAAGCUGGGUCUGCUGCGUCGCGUCAACGCCAACCGUCGCGAGGAGGAUGUCAAAGCGGACAUCGACGCAAUCGUCGAGCAGACUGGCACCAGACCCCAAGUGGGUGGCGGUAUGAACAAAGGCGCGACCCCGGAAGCUCUGUAUAUUUGCGUAUCCACGGCCUUGGGCGUGUCGCCUGGUGUCGUCACGCCCGUCCUUCCGCUUUCGACAGGCAAGUAUGGACUCUGGUACGCUCCCUGUGGUGAUCUGGGUGAUAGCUCAGACAGUAUCGGCGCAUCGGCGAACCCAGGCUUCGGCGUAUGGAGAUCUUGCCGUGGCCCGCUAAACCCUUUCGCAUCGCUGAAGCCACCUGACAUCGAAAACCCGCUUGGUGCAUCGCUGAAUCCUCCCACCCUGCGGAACCCGUGGGGAUCGGCGGGGUCGCUACGCGCGGCAGUAUUGACCGCCGCCGGAAUUGGCCCGUCACUGAAUCCCUUAGGCGCAGAUGUGAAUCCCAGAGAGCCUGUGCCAAUAGAUAAGGAUCGCACCACCAUCGGCCGCGAGGUGCCUCUGGCGUCGGAGAACCCGCCGGCACUUGGGGCUUCUAUCGGUACACCGGUGGGCCCGAGGAUAAGCGGCCCCGUACCCGAGGGUGCGAAGCCCUUCUGCCGCGCCAUUUCGUCGUGA
Molecule: messenger RNA, 1308 nt
Organism: Babesia ovata
Lineage: Eukaryota; Apicomplexa; Aconoidasida; Piroplasmida; Babesiidae
Product: adenylate kinase
Exons: 5
Coding region: 1-1308 (435 amino acids)
Biological process (GO): nucleobase-containing compound metabolic process
Cellular component (GO): mitochondrion; cytoplasm
Molecular function (GO): ATP binding; AMP kinase activity
Source: RefSeq, a predicted model, not a curated record